This is a messenger RNA of Lepisosteus oculatus (spotted gar), 2266 nucleotides long. RefSeq names its product carbohydrate (N-acetylgalactosamine 4-sulfate 6-O) sulfotransferase 15 (gene chst15a). Gene Ontology annotation, biological process: hexose biosynthetic process. The record is from RefSeq and is a predicted model, not a curated record. Lineage: Eukaryota; Metazoa; Chordata; Actinopteri; Semionotiformes; Lepisosteidae. Gene Ontology annotation, molecular function: N-acetylgalactosamine 4-sulfate 6-O-sulfotransferase activity.
AACUGGAGGAUUAAAGGAUUGCACCUGGUUACCGAACCGUAAAGAUAAGGAUCUCAUUUUAAGCAAUAAUAGGCUACAUUCAAGCCUCUAAGAUGAAUGUCUGCUCUUAUGUCCGUGGCUUGUUGUACUGUUUUCCGCAGUUUUUUGCAGCGGCAGAAUGCUUUACCUCUGGCAUCGUUUUCAACUUCUGCCAAACUGUCAAAUGGUAGACAAAUCCGAUUCUCUGCCCUGGUCCUGUUUGCAUAUCGGCUGCAUUAUCUGUUGGAUUUCCACUUGUUUAUUUGAGCUUUUUUCCCCGCUUUUAAGCAGCUGUAUAAAUGAAAAGUGUUCGGGGGGAAAUAUUUCAGAAACUUGGGAGGAUGCACGUCUUUGUUUUUUUUCUUUCUUUUAAGAAUCUUCACUAUAAUACCUGCCUUCACCAGACGAUGGACAUGCUAUUGUAGCAGAUUAUCUUGUAGUUGUGAUGCACAAGACAUGCACAGAAAAGAUGUUCUGAUCCUGUGAUUUCCAAAAGCAUCUUGAAGAAACUCCUGAAUGGAUGAAACACCUGGCCUUUUCCAGCACAGUCUCCAGCCAGCUGUGGCGUUCAGAGGCCUCAACCGGGAUCGAGAGAGUAGCUGUUGACACGAUCCUGCCCUGGCAAUGACACCGACCGACUACAAGUACAUGCUACUCCGCUCCAGCUCAGAGAGUUACAGGAAGCAACCUUUCUUGUUCCAGGUGGACAGCAGCCAGAUGAAUUUAUUUGCCAUUUUAGAAGUCAGGAGGGAUAACUACAGAAGAUGGAGCACAUUGGUGUGUUUUAAGAAAGCAAAAUUGUACAGCAUUUUCUUUGGGCUGACUGUUAUGUUUCUUAUCAUGGCGUCAUACAUUCUGACUGGAGAUAAGAAAGGGCUCUUGCUGACCCCCUCGCCGUACCACUUCAGCACCUUGGAAAACCCUGGGUCCCUCCCCCUCAACCUGUCUUCCACGAGGGAUUACGUGAACAUAAAAUUAGUCCUAAAAACGAUCAAAUCUAAUAUAGAAUUCACCUCCAGGCAGGUGCCGGACUUGAAAGAACUUUUAAGAAAUGAACCACAUAUGUUUUCUGUGAUUCCCCAUGAAUUCCUUCAGAAUGUUAAAAACCCUUGCUGGUAUGAAGAAUACUCUGGGAAUAUCACUGCUGAUCCAUAUGGGACGAACUUGUAUGCACUUUAUUCAAAGCGUUUCCGAACUGUCUUUGAUUACCUGAGAAAUGCUUUCCGGGAACACUUGUACCACCAUGAAAGCAAGAACUAUCGCAUCCGAUGUCUACCAUAUUUCUACAUCAUAGGUCAGCCCAAAUGUGGUACUACAGAUCUUUACGACAGGCUAAGGUUACACCCAGAUGUGAGGUUUACCACCUUCAAAGAACCACACUGGUGGACAAGGAAAAGAUUUGGAAUCAUUCGAAUGAGUGAGGGCUUCCAUGACCGAUAUCCUGUGGACGAUUACCUGGAUCUUUUUGAUCUGGCUGCUUAUCAGAUCCAAGAUCACUUGCUGGGAAAUUCAUCUGGAAGCAAGUACAAGAGGAACAUCAUCAUUGGGGAAGCAAGUGCCUCUACAAUGUGGGAUAACAAUGCCUGGAUCUAUUUCUAUGACAACAGCACUGAUGGAGAACCACCAUUUCUGACCCAGGACUUCAUCCACGCUGUUCAACCGAAUGCCAAGUUUAUUAUCAUGCUCAGAGACCCUGUGGAGAGGCUGUAUUCAGACUACCUUUACUUCGGAAUUGCCAAUAAGUCUGCAGAGGAUUUCCACGAGAAAGUGUCUGAGUCUCUGCAGCUGUUUGAGGGGUGCCUGCUGGAGUUCUCAAUGCGAUCCUGUGUUUAUAACACCACACUCAACAACGCCAUGCCUGUCAGGUUACACGUAGGACUGUACAUCAUCUAUUUACUGGACUGGCUCACAGUUUUUGACAGAAAUCAAAUAUUGGUCCUUCGUCUGGAAGACCAUGCCUCCAAUCGGAAAUACACAAUGCACAAAGUCUUUGACUUCCUCAACUUGGGCCCUCUGACAGAGCAAAAGGAGGCAGAAAUUACUAAAAGCCCAGCUUCCAACACUAGAAGACCUGCUGAUAAAAACCUCGGACCCAUGCUGCCUGUCACCAGAGAGAUUCUCAGAAACUUCUACACUCCUUUCAAUGAAAAGCUGGCCAAAGUUUUGAGGAAUGACUCUUUCCUUUGGGAGAACCACGCAAAGCCCAUGUAAUGACUGUAAAAUCAAAUACAAAAUGUUUUAAUACAAA